Messenger RNA from Parasteatoda tepidariorum (common house spider), 1290 nucleotides. NCBI's taxonomy places the organism in Eukaryota, Metazoa, Arthropoda, Arachnida, Araneae, Theridiidae. The record is from RefSeq and is a predicted model, not a curated record.
AUUGUAUUUCGUUUUCAAUUUCAGAUGAUAGAAGAGUAACCUGAAAACGAUUUAUUCCUCAAAACUCUCCUGUAGAAAAGUGUUCCUAUUCUAUCUUGCUAUGGAAGCUGUUCAUCUAGUCUUUGUUUUGAUUUCGGCAUUUGUCUGCUUAAAGACAGUCAACUCUAUAGAAUAUUCUGAUUUAGAAGCCAUGGGGAUCAACUGUCCAAAUGCGGUCAGUUGCGUCUUCAUAGACAAUUCGAACUUCACCAAACGAAACUGCGAAUGUGAUCGCGAAUGCGUCGUCUACCAGGACUGUUGCCUCGACGCCACAGUUCGCGCGACAUCGCGAAGCAGAAUGAAUUCUGCUUUUACUUGCAUGUCCUUUGGAAGGGAGCCCAACGUAGGAGCUUACGUCGUCCAAACAUGUUCCAGGAAUUAUAACGGUCUUGCCGCAAUGCAACGCAAGUGCCAGAAUCAGAAUAAUAUUAGUGACCCACUUAUGGCUGCUCCAGUAACAGAUACUAUAACGGAUACCUCCUACAGGAACAGGUACUGUGCCGAGUGCAAUAACGUUGAUCUUUCUAACAUCCAAAGCUGGCUGAUUCAGAUGGAUUGCGACUUCACUGUGACUGUCAAUGUGAGCAACAGCUUCAUCUGGCAGAAUCUCCAGUACAGACCUGAUAUGAACAAAUGGGGUGUUAAUAUCAACAACAAUUUCUAUACCUGUGAUCUAAAUUUCGAAAUACCUGCUUACUUACAAACUAAAACCAGACUUUGCCGUUCCCGUGUGGUAUCCACCUGUCCCAGGACGUAUUCUCGUAUGAUGGUGAAACGCGAAUGCGAGUCGUAUACAGCCAUCACCUACGUCAUAGGCAGCAACACAGUGUACAGGAAUCCUCACUGUGCAAUUUGCAAUGGUAUUGCUGUUGGCUCCUUGAGGUGUGAUCCAGGUGUGAUGCCUAGAAAGAAGAAACCAUUCUCUUUUGCUUUGUUGUUAGAUGUGAAUCAGAGCGAUGGCGACGUUGUUGGCGUGUCUAGGCCGGGGGGUGAGAAUUGUGGGCCGGACCAGAAAUAUGAUCCCUAUUUCAAGAAGUGCCGUAAUUUGGUUUGUGCUCUUCCAGGAUAUCAAAUGGUUAAUGGUAAAUGUAAAAAACCAGGGUAAAUCGUUUAAUACGAUGCCAAUUAUCAGUGCCAAGCAUAGUUCUAGUUAUAUUUUAAAUUAACAAAAACUCUAAGAUGUAAUAUUUUUUAAUGAUUUGUAUUUAGUCAUGUACAGCAAGUGUAAAUAAAAAUUUUAAUUUUAAUGUU